Molecule: messenger RNA, 876 nt
Organism: Schistosoma curassoni
Lineage: Eukaryota; Metazoa; Platyhelminthes; Trematoda; Strigeidida; Schistosomatidae
Source: the annotation of a GenBank genome assembly
AUGCAGUUUGAUGAUUUACGUAAUCACCGGUUAUCAUCAUCAUCAUCAUCAUCAUCAUCAUCAUCAUCAUCAUCAUCAUCAUCAUCAUCAUCAUCAUCAUCAUCAUCAUCAUCAUCAUCAUCAUCAUCAUCAUCAUCAUCAUCAUCAUCAUCAUCAUCAUCAUCAUCAUCAUCAUCAUCAUCAUCAUCAUCAUCAUCAUCAUCAUCAUCAUCAUCAUCAUCAUCAUCAUCAUCAUCAUCAUCAUCAUCAUCAUCAUCAUCAUCAUCAUCAUCAUCAUCAUCAUCAUCAUCAUCAUCAUCAUCAUCAUCAUCAUCAUCAUCAUCAUCAUCAUCAUCAUCAUCAUCAUCAUCAUCAUCAUCAUCAUCAUCAUCAUCAUCAUCAUCAUCAUCAUCAUCAUCAUCAUCAUCAUCAUCAUCAUCAUCAUCAUCAUCAUCAUCAUCAUCAUCAUCAUCAUCAUCAUCAUCAUCAUCAUCUCAUCAUCAUCAUCAUCAUCAUCAUCAUCAUCAUCAUCAUCAUCAUCAUCAUCAUCAUCAUCAUCAUCAUCAUCAUCAUCAUCAUCAUCAUCAUCAUCAUCAUCAUCAUCAUCAUCAUCAUCAUCAUCAUCAUCAUCAUCAUCAUCAUCAUCAUCAUCAUCAUCCAAAGCAUCAUCAUCAUCAUCAUCAUCAUCAUCAUCAUCAUCAUCAUCAUCAUCAUCAUCAUCAUCAUCAUAGUCGUAUAAUUUCAUUUUUAUUAUUAUCAUCAUUAUUUUUAAAAUAUGAAGAUCACUUAAUUUUUCUUUGUCUCCAAAUGUCAAACAAACAACACAAAUUUGAACAAUGUUAUACAAUUCAAUCCCACUUGGUUACUAAUUCAAUGUAUAUAAAUACAUCAAUAUAA